AUGGUGGGGGUCCUAGCCAUGGCGGCUGCAGCUGCUCCCCCUCCCGUGAAGGACUACGAGAUUGAGCCUUGCAAAAAGCGAAGGAAAGAUGACAAUGACAGAUCUUCCUGCAAAACAAUUACAAAAUAUUUAUCACCAAUAGGAAAGACUGGAGACAGGGUUUUCUCUCCAUCGAAAUCCAGUAAUAUUAUGCGUUACUUUAGGAAGACUUCACCUAUGAAUGAGAAGUUACAAUCAGCAAAAGAUUGCAAGAUAAAUUUGUCUUCACCAUCGCCUACUGACAGUAACAAUGACUGUAAGACAUCUGUGGAAAUGUUCUCAAAUAUAGAGCUGAAAAAGAAAAGAAAGAGGGUUAAUCUAUCUCAUCAACUAAAUAAUAUUAAAACUGAGACUGAAUCUCGAAUUGAAAUUAGUAAUGAUGAUACUAGGGAUGAUUAUAGUUUAAAUAAUGAUUUUGUGGAGAAAAGUACCUCUAUUUUACUUCACAAGAAACCCAUAGAGAUUGUUGCAGAAAGUUUUCAAGCUAGCAGAAACCAAUCAAAUACUCUAACCACCAAUAAGAGUUUAAAGAAAGUAAAUCCUAAACAAGGCACCACAAAAAGCGAUUGCAAAAGAUUGAGGAAAAGAAAGCACAGAGAUGUAAUUGAUCUACCUGAAAAUUUACUCUUGGGAGAAGAACUAAAAGCUUGUAAAGAUGGUAAACAGACAAUGCCUUCUCUAACUCAUGAAACUAAGAGUGUUACAGAUUAUGCUAAUGCUAGUGAUCAUGAAAUUGUCAAUUUACAUGAUAGUACAGUAACUGUCUCCUAUGAGGAAUUUCUAAAAAGUCACAAGGAAAGUCAAAGGCAACAGAUGCCAGACUCUACAAUGUCAAUUUGUGUUUCUUCUGACACAGUUGAAGUGGCCAAAAGUGAUUAUAUAAGUGAACCAGAAAACUGUGAACUAUCUCAGCAGGUACACUUUAAGACAGUUACUGUCCUUGCACAGGUUCACCCCACUCCCCCCAAAAAGAUAGGAAAGAUUCCCUCAAUCUUCUUGAAACAAAAGCAGUUUGAGAUGGAGACUAGUUUUUCUGAUCCUGAGAAUGAACAUACAGUUCAGAAAAGGAAAUCUAACGUUGUGAUACAGGAGGAAGAACUUGAGUUGGCAGUGUUGGAGACUGGAGGUUCAGAAGCUGUGAAACCAAAGUGCAGCCUAGAAGAGAGACAGCAGUUUAUGAAAGCAUUUAGGCAGCCAGUGUCAGAUGCACUUAAAAAUGGAAUUAAAAAAUCUUCAGAUAAGCAGAAAGACCUGAAUGAAAAAUCUUCAAAUGAGGAAGAAAGAGAGAAUGGUAAAAAAUUAAACACGGAUAAUUCUAGUAGCCAAAUGGUUUCAAAUAAUGACAGUUCACAAUCACACAUUGAGAAACGAAAUUUUCCAAAGGAGAAAAGUAAAAAGUUAAAGAAAAAGGGUAAGAAAACAUUAGAUGAUAGGGAUACUUCAGGCGAAAACAGAGAGAGUAAUACUCAAAUGAGAGAAACAACCUUUUCCUUAAAAAAUAAACAAAAUCAAAAUAAGCAUAGAAUGAGUUUAAGACAAAAGAAACCAGAAGUUUUCAAAAGCAGUACAUUAUUUAACAGUGAAAGUCUUGCUUGUGAUAACCUUUUAAAGAUUCCUCUGAGUGACAAUACAUCAAGAAAAACCAGUACACCAAUUAAAAACAAGAUUAUGCAUUCUAAAGCUGAAUUUGAAGAUGGACUGAUAAAUCUUUCUACGUACAAAUCAACCAGGAGAUCUUUAAGAAAUAGAAACAUAAAUACUUCGGUAGCUCUAAGAGCUACUGAUUCCGAAGAUACACAAGACAAUAGUCCAGUAAAAAAAUCUAGCCCAUCAGAAAAGCAUAGCCUAUACACUGCAGAGUUAAUAACAGUAUCCUCAGAUUCAGAAAGUCCUAUCAGAAUGAAAUUCAUCAGAAUUAAUACUCCCAGAAAAUCAAAGAAAAAAUCUAGGAAAUUUGAAACAACUGAUGAAGAUUUUACUUCUCAAACUAGAAAGGUAAGCAGUACUUCAAAUAUAUCAAAAGCAAAACAAUUGAUUGAAAAGGCAAAAGCUUUACAUAUCAGUAGGUCAAAGACUACUGAAGAAAUCGUGACACCCUUAAGGCGUUCCUCUAGACAUCUGGAAAAGGAAAAAUCACCGGAAUCAGAUGACUCUGUAAUACUGAUAGAUUCAAGUCCCACUUGUUUAAAAAAGCCAGAGAAAAAUCAGAAGAAACUUCAGUGUUUGAAUGAUGUGCUAGGAAAAAAGCUUAACAAGUCUUCUGAAAAUGUACCUGGAAAAAUGAAAGUUGCUCCUUUAUUUCUUGCCAGAAAGACUCAAAAAACAGCCAAUCCUGUCCUUGGUUUUGAUGAGAGCAGUCAAGAUUCAUCUGAAAAAUCACAGGAUUGUGAUGUACAGUUUAAAGCAAAGCGUGAGUUUCUCAUGAGUGGCUUGCCUGACUCUUUGAAACGACAAAUUGCAAAGAAAGCUGCUGCACUAGAUGUUUACAAUUCAGUAAGUGCCAGUUUCCAGAGAGUUGUUCAUGUUCAGCAAAAAGAUGAUGGGUAUUGGUUAUGGCAUUUGAAAGCACCCUGUUGUCCUCUGUUAACCAAACUUAGAGAACUGAGUUCUAACAUAAUAGAUCUUUCAAAAUGUGUCAUUGCUCUGGGUGAAUUUUCAACAUUGAAUUCAAAUCUGAAAAGUAAUUCUGCUGUCUUGUUUACAAGGACAAGGAAGGAUUUUACUAAAGAUGUAAGAAAUCUUUUGCUGGAAGAAAUGAGAUGGUCCAAUCCUAACUUUGCUUUUGGAAAAUAUUUUCCAUUGCUUCUCCAAAAACGAAUUGAGUACCAGGUGCUUUCUGAGGUCCCUGGCAACCAAGAAAGUCCACAAUUUGAGCCUGAUGUUAGUCAUAAAGAAACCAAAAGGAAACGAGUGGAAACAGGAAAUCAGAAGUCAAAAAGAAAAAAGCCAAAUGAAUAUUCAGUAAUUCCAGAAAAAAUAAAGGGGAAGUCAGAAGAUCUUGACAAAAGAAAUAUCUCUUCUGGGAUAAAGCCAGAUUCCUCCAAAGAUUCUGGAAUUGAAGACAUGCUCUGGACAGAAAAAUAUCAACCUCAGAAUGCCAGUGAACUCAUAGGCAAUGACUUAGCUAUAAAAAAAUUACAUAGUUGGUUGAAAGACUGGAAAAGGAGAGCCGAAUUGGAAGAAAGACAGAAUUUGAAGGGAAAACGAGACGAGAAGCUGGAAGAUUUUUCAGAUAGGAUAGACCUUUACAGCAGUUCAGAUGAAGAAGAGAGCCGUCUUUGCAAUACUGUUCUCAUAACAGGACCAACAGGAGUAGGAAAAACUGCUGCAGUGUAUGCUUGUGCUCAGGAGCUUGGAUUUAAGAUAUUUGAAGUGAAUGCCUCUUCCCAGCGCAGUGGUCGACAAAUUCUGUCUCAGUUGAAAGAAGCUACUCAGUCCCAUCAAGUAGACAAGCAAGGUGUAAAUUCACAGAAGCCCUGUUUUUUUAAUAGCUACCACACUGGCAAGUCACCAAAAAAGUUAAACUCCCCUAAGAGAGUUUUAUCAUCACCAAGAAAACAUCCUCCAUCGUCACCCAAAAAUAGUGGGCAAAAACGAGCACUUCUUCCUAAAACUUUGGCCAAUUAUUUUAAAGUUUCUUCCAAACCCAAAUGCACUGAAGAAGGAGGAGCAUCUAUGGAAAGUAAGAAAGGAAUAAAACAUUCUUCUUUGGAACAAAAGCAAAUUACUCACACCAAAAAUACAAAUGAAGCUAAUUCAAAUAUCAAAGAAUUUGGAGCUGAAGAACCCAACAGAAAAAAUGCAACAUCUCUCAUUCUUUUUGAGGAGGUUGAUGUCAUUUUUGAUGAAGAUGCUGGAUUUUUGAAUGCAAUCAAAACAUUCAUGGCAACCACUAAACGACCUGUAGUCCUUACUACAAGUGAUCCAACAUUUAGUUUAGUGUUUGAUGGUUGUUUUGAAGAAAUCAAUUUCAAUACUCCGUCCCUGCUAAAUGUUGCCAGCUACCUACAGAUGAUCUGCUUAACUGAGAAUUUCAGAACUGAUGCAAAAGAUUUUGUAACCUUGUUGACUGCUAAUGCUUGUGAUAUCAGGAAAAGUAUCCUUUAUUUACAAUUUUGGAUUAGAAGUGGAGGUGGAUUUUUAAAAGAAAGGCCAUUACCUGGUUGUCUCUUUACUUAUAUUCACAUUCAGCACAAAAUCACUACAAAGGAAGAAUGGCAGAAACUCAUGCAGAUUCUUUCAGAAUUCCAUAUGCAGAAUGUAGAUUUUUUAUAUAGUAAUCUUGAGUUCAUUCUGCCAUUACCAGUUGACAUCAUUCCAGAUAGAAAAGCUGUCUGUGGCUCAUCAGUAACAUUGGAUGCCAAUGCAACAUCUGUUGUGAGGUAUCCUGCUAGGAAACAAUCUGAAAAACAGCAGCCAUUGAAGAAGUCACAGAAAAAGAAACAGAAAACGAUGGUGAUACUAGAUGAUAGCGACUUAUUUGACACUGGUUUGGACUUUCCUGAUGAAGCUAUUAGCCUAUCCCCUGAGUCUUACUCAAAUUUAGAAGAAAGCAAAGACACAGACAAAGAAAGCAAUCCUGAGACAAAGAAACUAAACAAGUGCUUGGAGUCUGACAUUGAGACUAUUCCUCAUCCUCCUGAAACACCCACAGAGAAAAACUCUUCAGCCCUUGUUUCUCAUUGUUUAAAUUCUCUCGCUGAGUUCGUGGAUAACCUGUCCUUCUUAGAUGCUGUUUUAACUGAUGUAAAUAAACUGAAGGAAUUUGGUAAAAAUGACUUUCAUUGGACAAGUGGAAAGGUUAAAAGUGGACUUUGUGAUGAGUUUAGUCUUGAGAAUAGUGAUGGAUGGACUUCCCAAAGCUCUGUAGAAUUAAAAGCAGCUGCAGAAGCUCUCAGCUUCACUAAAUGUUCUUCUACUAUUUCAAAAGCCUUGGAAUCCUUGAAUGCAUGCAAGAAAUUAGGAAAAGAUCCAACCAAAGAUCUUACCUUUUAUGUUUCACAAAAGCGCAACAAUGUAUGCUUUAGCCAGUCAGCAGCUAAUUCAGACAGUGCUUGGAAGAGGAUAGCAAUCAUUAAAAGUGUAUUUUCUAGUCGAUCUCUUCUGAACCUGGGUAAUAAACAAGCUAGUAUAAUCGAAUACUUGCCAACUCUUCGAAACAUUUGUAGGACUGAGAAGUUAAAAGAACAUGGAAAAAACAAAAGAAGGUUCCUGCACUAUUUCGAAGGAAUCCAUCUUGACAUUCCUAAAGAGACUGUCAAUACUUUGGCAGCUGACUUCCCUUAAUAUACCCAUGAACAUCACUUCUGGGCCUUUCGAGCAGGAUCAAAGUGUCUUAUCUGUUCUUGUCAGUUUGAUAUCUGGUAUGUCCUGUAGUUUUUUGGAUCAAGGAGAUGGAAUAGUUUUCUCCAUCCACUUCAGUCAUAUUGUAGAACCUCACAGAAUGAUGCACAAAAACACAAAGCAAAGCAAAAUGACUCAUUGACAAUGUCUUAUACAGUGUGCGUGGUACUUAAGGUGCAUUUUUGUACUAUAUUGAUCUUCAUGGAAGAGUUUUUCUUAAUGUACAUUUGAAACAGACUUUGUAUUUUUAUUACUGUAAAAAUAUUUAAAUGAAAUUUUUGUUAAAAUUGAAUAUAUAUGACUUUGUAAGUUUUUUAAUGAAAUUUUUGUAUUAUCUAAUUUUGCUUUGUUGGUAAUAUGUUUUGUAUGUUGAGUGAACUGUUCAUAGAAAAGGAC
Dipodomys ordii (Ord's kangaroo rat) is the source of this 5778-nucleotide messenger RNA. RefSeq names its product ATPase family, AAA domain containing 5 (gene Atad5). Gene Ontology annotation, cellular component: nucleus. Gene Ontology annotation, molecular function: ATP hydrolysis activity; ATP binding; DNA clamp unloader activity. The record is from RefSeq and is a predicted model, not a curated record. NCBI's taxonomy places the organism in Eukaryota, Metazoa, Chordata, Mammalia, Rodentia, Heteromyidae.